AUGUGACACAACCAUAUGAUUACUUCUGGGCCAAGCACUUGCCUUCAUAAAAGCAAAUCCUCACGACAUGAUUACACGACUCAGGCCUCGACUUCGACCUUUUACUCUCCGCCCCCCACCAGACGAGCGGCUAAUCGCCCAGGAUGGCAGAUGGUGAUCUCGUCGUGGCUCUUGCCCAAGCUAGUACGAAUCAGCAUAGUGGCCCUGUUUAUGGCGCAGAGAAAAAGCCCUUGGAGAGCAUGGUUGCUGAUUCCUUGGAAGACGAUGACGACAGCAUCUACGAGGGCUUACCGUUCCCCACUGCCGAAGAGAUGCUUACUCUCAGACGUGUAUCUGAUGCAAUUCCAUGGAAUGCAUAUCUGAUCGCUUUCGUGGAGCUUGCGGAACGAUUCUCUUACUAUGGCUCUAGUGUUGUUUUCACCAACUACAUCCAGCAACCUCUUCCUCCUUUCUCCCGUACCGGUGCAGGUGGUGAAAAUGGCCAAUCUGGUGCCCUUGGCGCCGGUCAACAAAUGUCUACAGGACUUACCACGUUCUAUCAGUUCUGGGCUUACAUCUGUCCGAUUGCCGGCGCCUACAUUGCCGAUACCUACUGGGGUCGUUACAAGACAAUCUGCUGGAGUGUCGUUGUUGCCAUGUUGGGCCACAUCAUCAUGAUCAUCUCUUCAAUUCCUGGCAUCAUAGGCGGUCGUGCAUCACUUGGUGUAUUUAUCCUAUCCAUGAUUAUCACCAGCACUGGCACCGGCGGCUUUAAGUCGAAUGUCUCCCCUUUGGUUGCAGAGCAAUAUCGAAUAAAAAAAUGUUACAUCACUACGACUAGUUCGGGCGAGCGCGUCAUCGUUGACCCGGCCAUGACCACUACGAGAAUCUAUAUGUAUUUCUACCUUUUUAUCAACAUCGGUGCUCUCGUUGGUCAGAUCGGAAUGGUUUAUGCGGAAAAGUUUGUUGGAUUCUGGCUGGCCUACACAUUGCCCACUGCAGUUUUCUGUAUCUCUCCUCUGGUCCUUUGGUAUGGCCGUAAUCGUUAUCGCAGAUCUCCACCGCAAGGCUCUGUUCUUCCGACAGCGCUGCGCAUCUGGCGGUAUGCCCAGCGCGGACGAUGGUCGUGGAAUCCACGCAAGACCAUCAAAAAUCUUACCUCUGAUGACUUCUGGGAAAGUGCCAAGCCUUCUAAGCAGGCCGGCGAGAAGCCUGGAUGGAUGACCUUUGACGAUCAGUGGGUUGACGAGGUCCGUCGCGGUUUCAAAGCUUGCAGCGUGUUCGUCUGGUUCCCGCUUUACUGGCUCUGCUACAAUCAACUCAAUAAUAAUUUAAUCUCACAAGCUGCAACAAUGACCACCAACGGCCUACCUAAUGACGUUCUGUCUAAUCUCGAUCCCUUGGCACUCAUUAUUUUUAUCCCGAUAUGUGAUUUGGUGAUAUACCCAGCACUUGCACGGGCCGGUAUUCAGUUCACAUCUCUGAAGAAAAUUGCUUGGGGUUUCGCCACAGCAGCUGCGUCAAUGAUUUGGGCCGCCGUUCUGCAAUACUAUAUCUACAAGACAAACCCUUGUGGGCACCACGCUUCAACCUGCGAGGACGCGAAUGGGGACCCACUUGUUUCCCCGCUGAAUGUGUGGAUUCAGAGUGGCUCAUAUGUGCUCAUCGCCUUCUCUGAAAUUUUUGCAUCGAUCACGGGUCUCGAGUAUGCAUUUACCAAAGCACCCACGAACAUGCGUAGUUUGGUCAUGUCUGUGUUCCUCUUCAUGACUGCAAUCUCAGCUGCCAUUGGCGAGGCCUUCGUCUCACUCUCGAUAGAUCCACUACUCGUAUGGAACUAUGCUGUCAGCGCCAUCCUUGCGGGCGUUGGUGGCCUCCUGUUUUGGAUCGCCGUUCGUAAGCUCGACAAGGAAGAGGACAAGCUCAAUAAUCUUGCAGAUGGGCACUUGGUGCAUGAGCUAUGACGACGCUAACGUACCAAACCCAGAUAUGUUUUUGUUCUGGUUUACAUUCAUGACUUAUGAUAAUGAUGUCCUGGGCUCCUUUUCAAGAUUUCCUCCGCGCUACGAAUUUAGUAUUUUAUUCAAGUACCAAUUAUUGAAUAUCUGCAAACGUGUUGUUGCUAGGGUCAAUUUCAAUUAGGGG
Suillus discolor is the source of this 2124-nucleotide messenger RNA. Its product is annotated as POT family-domain-containing protein. The record is from RefSeq and is a predicted model, not a curated record. The transcript is spliced from 12 exons. The coding region runs from base 144 to 1943 and encodes 599 amino acids. Gene Ontology annotation, molecular function: dipeptide transmembrane transporter activity. Lineage: Eukaryota; Fungi; Basidiomycota; Agaricomycetes; Boletales; Suillaceae. Gene Ontology annotation, biological process: oligopeptide transport; transmembrane transport. Gene Ontology annotation, cellular component: membrane.